CUCCAACACUCCAGCAAAGCCCAAUGCAAGUUGGAGAAACAACAUCGCAUUUUCCACUUCGGCAUUUUACAGCUUUCGCCACUCAACAUUGAGACCAAGGAUUUCAAAUCAUGAAAUAAUAUUCUCCAUGAUGGUCCCUCCAGCACCACUCCCUCCCCCACUGGCUGAUGAAAGAAUGCUUCCAAUGUAUCCAGUUCAGAACCAAAGGUUGGAAUUCAAGGCUGUAAUUGAACAAUCGAAAAAUCUUUUAAAAUCAUCCUCUAAUUGAGGCACAAUAAAAGUGUAUUGUCACGAGGGUGGGACAAACAGUCCAGCGCUCUCUGAAAGACAAAAGAGGAACUAAAGUUAAGAUCAAGAAAAGUGUGCUGUGGGUCACACCACCUUAAGUUUGCCGCUCCAUUGGAGGCAAGAUUGCUUUUUCAAGGACCGUGGUAAUCAAUAGCAAUUUGUCCAGUUGGCGGAAAUGAUGUACAUUGGUUUCGCUCGUAUCGAAUCCCGGCAGGAAGAUCAAUGGAAGGAUUGGAUUCUGUGUCUGUAAGCGAGGAACAUCAGCUCCCUGGCUGAGGUGACGGCGAAGGAUCACGCUGUGCACUGGUCAGUGAUGGGAUGGACUUUGAUGGUGGCAAGAUAUGUGGACCUUAAGCUCAUGAAAGAAUGGCAACUGACACAGAUGAAACAAAAAAGCUGAAUUUUACUUUUGGAGUCAUAGCUGACAUUCAAUAUGCCAAUACAGACAAUGGUUAUAAUGACACAUGCACAAUGAGGCGUUACUAUAGGAACAGCCUCCAUUUGCUGAGCAGUGCUGUCAAAGGAUGGAACGAAGAAGCAGUCACUCCCAGGUUUAUUCUGCAGCUUGGAGACAUCAUUGAUGGAUGCAAUUCACAGCUAAAGUCCUCAGAUCAUGCACUUCAAGUGGUUUUAGAUGAAUUUUCAAAGUGUUCAUCUCCUGUGCACCAUAACUGGGGAAACCAUGAAUUGUAUAAUUUUGACAGGGAACUAUUACUUAAAUCAGCUCUCAAUAGCAAAUGCCUGGGAAACACAGACGGCAGCUUUGAAACAGAGUCCAACCCUGAUAAUUCUGAGGCAUUUUAUGGCUACCAUUUUAGUCCUUUCCCUAAGUUUCGAUUCAUAGUCACUGACUCAUAUGAUCUUAGCAUUUUGGGAAGGAAAUAUUGCAGCAAGAAGCAUCGUGAUUCAAUGAAAAUACUGAAGACAUACAACAAAAAUGAAGAUUUUAAUAGCUCAGAAGGGCUCAAUGGGCUAGAAAAACGUUUUGUGGCAUUUAAUGGUGGUUUCAGUCAGGAGCAGUUGGAGUGGCUGAACAGAGUAUUAACUUUCUCGGAUCUUAAUCAGGAAAACGUUACAAUUGCUGCUCACGUUCCAAUCCAUCCACAAUCUACAAAUUCACAAGGAGUUGCUUGGAACUACGCUGAGAUCUUGUCAGUGUUGCACGCACACACGAAUGUCGUGUGUUUCCUGGCAGGACAUGACCACAAUGGUGGCUACUGCUUGGAUGGCCACGGAAUUCACCAUCUUACAUUGGAAGGUGUGAUUGAAACGCCACCAGAGAGCCAUGCAUUUGGAACUAUCUAUGUAUAUGAUGACAGAAUGAUUGUAAAAGGAAGAGGCAGGAUUCAGGACAGGAUUCUACGCUACAAGAAAAUCUGAAUCAAGUAAUUUGUAACACACCAUAGACAUGUCAAUGUGCUGUCCUACAUGAAUACCAUGUAAAAACAGGUAGGUGGGAUCAAAAUUAGAUCAUUGCCUGCUAAAUGUAGUAGCACCUACAGAUUAAAAUCUCAGAUUCUGAGAGAGUGAAGCUGUCUGCUGUGUAUCAAGUAUCUGUGU
This is a messenger RNA of Stegostoma tigrinum, 1848 nucleotides long. Its product is annotated as manganese-dependent ADP-ribose/CDP-alcohol diphosphatase-like. Gene Ontology annotation, molecular function: ADP-ribose diphosphatase activity; CDP-glycerol diphosphatase activity; 2',3'-cyclic-nucleotide 2'-phosphodiesterase activity. The record is from RefSeq and is a predicted model, not a curated record. The coding region runs from base 655 to 1668 and encodes 337 amino acids. The transcript has 4 exons. NCBI's taxonomy places the organism in Eukaryota, Metazoa, Chordata, Chondrichthyes, Orectolobiformes, Stegostomatidae.